Molecule: messenger RNA, 2088 nt
Organism: Lecanosticta acicola
Lineage: Eukaryota; Fungi; Ascomycota; Dothideomycetes; Mycosphaerellales; Mycosphaerellaceae
Source: the annotation of a GenBank genome assembly
AUGUCGGCGCAGCGGGGACAGUUGCCCUCCAGCUGGGCCGCAUACGAACGUGGACGCGCAGAUUCUACAGGUACCGAUAACAGCCUACACCACGACCGCAUUCACUUCCAGAGCGAAGACGGAUCACAACAAUCGCAACAUGAUCGACCCUCAGAAACAGGAUAUCACAGUGCAUAUGCCGCGCCGGGCGAAGAUGGGGGCCCAGGAAGAGGAGUUCGAAGGAGGACAUCCUCAAUGGGAAUGGCUAUGAAGGCGGUCAGAGAGGCAGGCGGUGUGAACAGCUUCGAAAACUUCGCCCGCUCAUGGCAGCGUGCUGUAGGCUUUCAUGAGAUCACUCCAGUCAGGCAGAGCUUUCGCUAUGCAGAACCUGCAGACGAGGAUGAAGGAGAUGAGGAGGAGAUUGACACAACACCAAAGGCCCAGAGAUCGUUGUUGAGGCAACAGAUCGAAGCGAGGGACAGGGCCGUCUCGGACGAUGCGUUGGAGGAGGUGAACGACUUGACGACACCGAGCGCUCUGUCGCGAAGAACGACGCGAGAUCAGGAUCAGCACAUGUCCGAUCAGCUGCGUGCGAACGAGCAAGAGCCGCUGCUACACAAGACAAUCUCUCGCCAAUCGCGGCGCGACGACAACAUCUUUCUCAUCGAGCCUUCGUUGGCAUCUCCGUUUGGAGGCAGUUAUGGGAGCACCUGGGGCUCGCUAUCUUCACGUGUCAACGAAUCCAGUAUGAGGCACGCUGGCCGUCUGUUUCGUCAACAGCAAACGAAAGGAACAACCGCUCCAGACAAAGAACGUGAUCCUCUCCUGGUCACGCGAAUCGAGGAAGAGGAUGGCACCGCGGUCAAUGUCGUGGUCGGGCAGUCCACUUUACCUCAGACCAUCUUCAACUCCGUCAACGUGCUCAUCGGCGUAGGACUCCUUGCCCUGCCUCUAGCCAUGAACUAUGCUGGCUGGAUACCCGGGUUGAUAUUCUUCUUCUUCGCCGGCAUCUCAACUUGCUACACCGCUAAACUUCUGGCAAAGUGCGCCGACGUCGACAGCAGCCUCAUCACCUUCGCAGAUCUCGCCUACGUCUCCUUUGGACCCUGGGCCCGAAUCGGUACAUCAAUCGUCUUCUCCCUCGAGCUACUAGCCGCCUGCGUCGCUCUCAUUGUCCUCUUUGCCGACUCUCUCGACGCGCUGAUUCCCGGUUGGGGCCUUACGCAAUGGAAAGUCAUCUGUGGCAUUAUCCUCAUCCCGCUAUCCUUCGUGCCACUCCGCUACCUGUCCUUCACCAGCAUUCUCGGCAUCCUUUCCUGCUUCGGAAUCGUCCUCGUAGUCCUGAUCGACGGUCUCAUCAAACCCACCACGCCAGGCUCUCUCCGCGAACCAGCACCGACACAUCUCUUCCCCGCGAACUGGGCAACUCUCCCCAUUUCGUUUGGAAUCCUCAUGUCCCCUUGGGGUGGCCAUUCCGUCUUCCCAAACAUCUACCGUGACAUGCGCCAUCCGUACAAAUAUCGUCGGGGCGUAAACAUCACCUACGGUUUCACCUUCACGCUCGAUCUCCUCAUGGCCGUUGUCGGGUUACUGAUGUUUGGAGAUGGAGUCAAAGACGAAGUCACGAGGAACAUACUCUCAAACGACGACGGGGGCUAUCCAGCCUGGACCUCAGUCUUCAUUGUCAUCUGCAUCGCCAUCAUCCCUUUGACCAAAGUACCUCUCAAUGCGCGCCCCAUCGUCGCUACAUUGGAACUCUUCCUCGGACUCGACGCCAGGGCAAUGGGCAAUCAACCACCCACACACGGCCUCUCCGGCUUAACACGGGGCAUCCUCAAAGUCACAGUGCGCAUCCUAUGCGUCGUCAUCUUCGUGCUUCUGGCGAUCUUGAUCCCGGCAUUCGAUACCAUUAUGAGUCUACUAGGAGCCGUGGCAUGUUUUACGAUCUGCCUGAUUCUUCCGUGUGCUUUCCAUCUGAAGCUUUUCGGGAAAGAAUUGUCGGCGAGGCAGAAGAUGGUGGAUUGGAGUCUGAUUGUCGUGAGUACGAUUUUGGCGCUUGUUAGUACGGCUUUCAAUUUCGUGCCCAAGGCAGUGUUGGGGAUGAGCUAA